AGGACUCUAUGACCUGUGCUGCUGGGGUCACGCUGGAGCCCUGGCCCCAGGCGAGCAGUCGGGGCCUUUAUGAGCUGGGGGCUCCCUGGCCUCGCGGUCCUCCCUGGCCGCGGCUGCAGCUGAGACGAGGGUCGGGAGGUAGCUAUGUCACUUCCUCCAGAAGGCCAGCCGGUCACCUCCCUUCCCAGCUGGACAGAACCGAGUCCUGACAGGUCAGCCAUGUCAUCUGAGCCUCCCCCACCGCCGCAGCCCCCCACCCAAGAGGCUUCGGUUGGGCUGCUGGAUGUCCCCCAGGCCCACAAUGUGGUCCCGAGCCCACUGCCCACUCGCCGGACAAGGACUUUCUCAGCGACGGUGCGGGCUUCCCAGGGCCCCGUCUACAAAGGAGUCUGCAAGUGCUUCUGCCGGUCCAAGGGCCACGGCUUCAUCACCCCGGCUGAUGGCGGCCCCGACAUCUUCCUGCACAUCUCUGAUGUGGAAGGGGAGUAUGUCCCGGUGGAAGGCGACGAGGUCACCUUUAAGAUGUGCUCCAUCCCGCCCAAGAACGAGAAGCUGCAGGCCGUGGAGGUAGUCAUCACCCACCUGGCGCCCGGCACAAAGCACGAGACCUGGUCCGGACACGUCAUCAGCUCCUAGGGGACGCUGGAGGCACCCCUUCUCUUGGGCUGGUGGGAGACUGUGGGGGAGGAGGCAGGACCACACUGGAGACGACGUUCUAGCACACGAGAUGGGGCUUCGAGGGUGGGGCACGGUCACUUUCAAGUCCCUCCUGCAGAAAGGGGGGGCAGGUAUGGGGGUGCUCGCGGCCACCAGUGCAGCCUCUGACCAUCGCAACAAGCUCUCACCACCUGAAAAAGCAUUAAAAGCAUUUUGAAAGGA
Messenger RNA from Microcebus murinus (gray mouse lemur), 879 nucleotides. NCBI's taxonomy places the organism in Eukaryota, Metazoa, Chordata, Mammalia, Primates, Cheirogaleidae. The record is from RefSeq and is a predicted model, not a curated record.